AUGACCAAUCCUAGCAUAAAUAUCACACAAGCACCUUCACAAGCACCUUCACAAGCACCUUCACAAUCACAAGGACCUCCACAGACACCUAGACCGUUUGAAAAUAAACGUGAAGGAAAUAGCAAUGUUUCAUCAAUAAUGAAAACUAAUCUUACGCCGUCAUAUAGUUUCGGAUUAGGAUUUCUGCCUUCAUUUCACUUCAAUUCUCCUAGAAAUUUGAACCUAUUGAAUUCAUUAUCACCCCAAAGAUUUUUCCAAGUAUCUAAUAAUUUGAAUAAAGUUGUUAAUAGAAAUCAUGAAAAGAAUAUAUUUACCAAUACUCCUUCAAGAUUUGAAAAUAAUACACCAAAUAACAAAUUUUUGAAUUCAUUAUCAUCAAUAAAUUCCAAUCUUGAUUCAAGAGGUGAUUCUUUGUCACCAGAAAAGAAAUCCAAAUCAAAGAAUGAUGAAGAUACUACAACAGAAGAAUCAGGAUUAUUUUCAGUUAAUGACUCCCAAAAUAUGAGUAAUUUAACUGUUUAUGAUCAAGCUACACCAAAAAGAACAAGGACAAGAUCAAUUAGUGACAGUGAAUUUUUAACUCCUAAUAAAUUAUUUUUAAAUAAACUUGAUCAGAAUAAAAAGAGAAGGAUAUCGAUUAUAGAAUCACCUAAUACUACUAUGGCAUCAAAAAUCGAAACUAUUGCAUCACCUCCCAAAUCACUUCGUUCUUCAUCAAUCACCUCAAUAUCAAAAUUCGAUGAUGAUAAAUCUUGGUCACCAGAAUUAGAUGAUGUGUUAUUAUCUUCAUAUUUAAAAUACAAAGCAUUUAAGAAGAACAACCAAUCAAGCAUAUUGAAGAAUGUUUCACAAAACAAAGUUAUUUCAAGAAUGGUAUUCAAUAAGACCAAGACUUUGAAAACCACUAAACAAAUUGCAUCAAGAUUAUUCAAAUUAACAAGAGAUAAACUUGAAUUUAAUAGUCCUUUGAAUGAUGAAAUUGAUGAAUUAAUUCAAACUCCCUUGGAAGCAUUGAUAAGUGGUAGUACUUAUUCCAAAUCUGAUACUAUUAAUAGUGCUGAAAUUAAUGCCCAAAUCGAUAAAGAGUUGGAUUUAAUCUUCACACCAGAUUUUGAAUCCAAUAUUUCAAGUUUUAAAAUAAAUGUUAAUGAUUAUGAAUUAAGUUAUAAAUCAAAUUCUUAUAAACAUGAUUUUAUCAAAUUAAAAGAUGUUAAUAACAAAGCUGAAUUAAAAUCAAGUCAUAUAUUAACUAAAGAAAUGAGUCUUAGCAAUUCCAAACUUCACCAAACAUUGUUAUCAAGAUUCGAGAAUAAUUCCAUCCCAAUUUUCCAAGUAAGAAAUACUUUCAAUUUGAAAAUACAAGGAAAUCAAGAUUUUUCGUCAUUAGAUUCAAUAAUAUCCAAUAUCAACCCUUUAGAUUAUAAUAAUGGUGAUAUUUCUUCAUAUGUUCAAAUCUCAAUCAACAAUAUGGGUUUUAAUAGAACUACAAUCAAUUGGAAUUGUAAUUCAAGAAUCUUUAAGAAUGAUACAUUGAUUUUUGAAGCCGACGAUACUGUUUUUGGGAUGUUAAAUAAUGAUUCAAAUAGUAUCGAAGCUACAGUUCCUUUACUCAAGAAUUUCUUCAAAGGUUUUUUAUCAUUGUUGAUUAAUGGUAACGAUCCAAAUUUAGGUAAUGAAAUCAAAAUAGUUCAAAUCAUAAGUGAUGAUAUGGAUCCUGAAUUAUGUUUAAUACAUGAAUUUAAUUCAUCAGAAGAAGUUGGUUCAUCUAACUUCCAAUUGAUUAAAUCUGCCGAUUUAUUCGGUGACGAUUUGAGGGCAAUCUUAGAGGAAAACGAAGAACGAAUUGAUAAACUUGAUGAUACCGAUGAUAAUGCCACUAGUAAUGAAGUUUCAAGUCCAAUCAAAGAAGAGGAGGAAGAAGAAGAAGAAGAAGAUGACAAUGCUACUGUCAUUGCUGAUUCAUCACCAAUAAGAAGUAUGGAUAGUCCUAAAAGACCAUUCAAAAUUGAUUUAAGUUUAGCUAGAAAUUUCCCGUUUACCCACAAUGGCCCUGCAACAGCACCAAUCUUCAAUUCAAGUCUAGUCAGUUCACAAACUCAACAAUCAUUUCAAAAUCCUCAACUUGCUAAUCAUUCACAGUCUACUAGUAAUUUGCCCAAUUUCAAUCGAUCGAGUUAUGGGUCUGAUAAAUUAUCAUCAACACCUGAAGUCAUUUCUCCAUACAAUUCAUUUCAAUAUGAAGCUAUGGCCACUAAGUCAUAUUCAUUUUCAGCCAAUACUCCUGCUUCAUCUAUAGUAACAUCAACUCCUGCAAAAACUUCAGACAAUCAGAUUAAUACAAUGAAUUCAAUGAAUAUGACACCUAUGAAUCCAUCAGUUAUGAUGCAAUCCAAUCAAGGAACUCAACAACCACAAUUAAUGGUCAAUUUAGGAACGGGUUAUGUUCCUUUCAAUUCAUUACCCCCCACUCUUCAAGAAAAGUAUAUUGAUGUGCAGAAACAAUUUCAAUUGCAACAGCAUCAGCAACAACAACAACAACAACAACAGCAACAGCAGCAGCAGCAGCAGCAGCAGCAGCAGCAGCAACAACAACAGAGAAUGAUGUAUUAUCAACAAUCAAUGCAAUCACAAAUGCCAAUGGGUCAAAUGAUGAACCAAGGUAACAGACCCUUACAAAAUAUCCCUAUGAAUCAAUACCAUACUCUCAAUUCAGCACCAGCUUCACAAACCACAUUUGGUUUCAACCAAUCAAAGAAACAACCUAAAGAAAAUCCAAAAUCUAUAAAAUUUGGCCCUAUGUUAGCUUACAAUCCUUCAAAAUCAAAAGAUUCAAAUUCCAAAGUCAGAGAGAAGAAAUCUAAUGAACCAAUGAUGGGAGUUAUUCAUAUGCCAAACAUUCAAUUAAGUAAUUAUAAACCACCUAAAAGAAAAACUUCUCAUUAA
Molecule: messenger RNA, 2943 nt
Organism: Yamadazyma jaroonii
Lineage: Eukaryota; Fungi; Ascomycota; Pichiomycetes; Serinales; Debaryomycetaceae
Source: the annotation of a GenBank genome assembly